This is a messenger RNA of Gilbertella persicaria, 1368 nucleotides long. Its product is annotated as major facilitator superfamily domain-containing protein. The record is from RefSeq and is a predicted model, not a curated record. Gene Ontology annotation, biological process: transmembrane transport. Lineage: Eukaryota; Fungi; Mucoromycota; Mucoromycetes; Mucorales; Choanephoraceae. Gene Ontology annotation, molecular function: transmembrane transporter activity. Gene Ontology annotation, cellular component: membrane. The coding region runs from base 1 to 1368 and encodes 455 amino acids. The transcript is spliced from 5 exons.
AUGUCCCCAGAAGAAAAGCAACUUGUUAGAAAAAUAGACCUUUGUUUAUUACCAAUUAUCUGUACAAUUGAUUUUCUACAGUUUUUGGAUAAAUCUACCAUCAGUUAUGCUGCUACUAUGGAUUUUAGAGAAGACCUUCAACUUGAUGGCUUUCAUUAUAGUUUUAUUGGCUCUAUUUUCUAUUUGGGGUAUCUCUUGUAUCAGUUACCUAAUAAUUACCUCCUUCAACGGAUGCCUGUGGGACGAUAUAUAGGUAUUAUUGUCACCCUUUGGGGCGUUGUUCUGACAUGCACUGCUGCCGCCAACAACUUUUCACAAGUAGCUGCUAUGCGUUUCCUACUUGGAUUUUUUGAAGCAGGCGUCUAUCCUUCAUUGACUUUGCUUGUCAGUACUUUCUACCGUCGUUCAGAACAGGCCGCACGACUAGGCGCCUUUUGGUUAUGUAAUGGUAUCGCUCUGUUUUUGGGUGGCCUGAUUUCUUACGGUAUUCAAGAGAUGCCCAACACUUAUGGUUUGGCUCGUUGGAAAUGGGUGAUGAUUAUUCUUGGUUCAACUACAACGUUCGUUGGUAUCUUUAGCUUUUUCUUCUUAAUCGAUAAUCCUAAAGCUGCAUCACUUUCUCUUAAUGCUGAACAGGAGAUUCUUGUAGAAGAACGUACAAGAGACAAUGCUGUUUUUCGUACAACCAUGAUCAAAAAAGAACAAAUCAUUGAAGCACUUAAGGAAGUUCGGUUCUGGGCCUUGUGCUUUGCAUGCCUUUUUAUUAAUAUGCAGAACGGCGCUAUGACAACGUACAAUUCUCAGAUUGCUGUAGGACUUGGUUUUAGUAGGCUGAAUGCAGUACUUUUGAGUAUUGGCACUGGCGUAGCUGAUAUUGUCUUCAUCAUAAUAGCUGUCUUCUGUGUCAACAGAUACAAGCAGACAGUCUAUACGGCCAUUGGCUUAAUGAUUGUAGACAUUAUUGGCCUUGUGUUACUAUUCUCGCUCCCUAACUUGCACUCUCGCUUGGUAGGGUACUAUCUUUCUUGGGCUUAUCCUGCUGUCUAUGUCUUGCUAUGUACCAUUAUUUCCAACAACGUGUCUGGAUAUACAAAAAAAAUCUUUUACAAUGGUGCUACAAUGAUCUUUUAUACAAUUGGUAAUUUUUGUGGUCCGUUCUUGAUGAUUGAAGGAGAAGCACCUAGUUAUACUACAGGCAUGGCAGUCUACGUCGCAGCUGAUGUAGUUGUUAUUUUUCUACUCUUAAUUGCUAGACAUCAAAUGGUCAAGAUCAAUAGAGAACGACUGUCAACUAAUACGGUUGUCAUGACACAUGUGGAAGACGACCUUAGUGAUAUCCAAGACAAAAACUUCUUAUACCGUCUUUAA